GGAAGCACUUUACGUUGUUCACUACUUGGAGCUUGACGUCAACACGCAGCGGCGGCAGGAGGGAGCGGCUUGGUAGAGCGACAUAGACACAGAGUGUGGAACAGAGAAGAGAGAGAGCAGCGGACGGUGGAUGACUCAGACAGACAGUCAGGAUGCGUGAAUACAAACUGGUGGUGUUGGGAUCAGGAGGCGUCGGGAAGUCAGCGCUGACGGUUCAGUUUGUUCAGGGGAUUUUUGUGGAGAAAUACGACCCGACGAUAGAGGAUUCCUACAGGAAGCAAGUGGAGGUGGACGGGCAGCAGUGUAUGUUAGAGAUCCUGGAUACAGCAGGAACAGAGCAGUUCACAGCGAUGCGGGAUCUGUACAUGAAGAACGGUCAGGGCUUUGCACUGGUUUACUCCAUCACCGCUCAGUCCACCUUCAACGACCUGCAGGACCUGAGAGAGCAGAUCUUAAGAGUGAAGGACACGGAGGACGUGCCGAUGAUCCUAGUGGGAAAUAAGUGUGACCUGGAGGUGGAGCGGGUCGUGGCCAAGGACUCGGGCGUCGGUCUUGCCCGGCAGUGGAACUCCUGCGCCUUCCUGGAGACCUCCGCCAAGAGCAAGAUCAACGUCAACGAGAUCUUCUACGACCUGGUACGACAGAUCAACAGGAAGAGUCCAGUUCCAGGGAAAACUCGCAAAAAGUCCACCUGUCAACUUCUCUAAUGACAGUUUUCUGCUCAGCUGACCGACAACCAACCAACCAACCAACCAACCAACCAAUCACAGGACAUCUUCCAGCAGGCCACGCCCGCUUUAACACAGCCACAACAUCAUCACCAUUCGCCAUAGCUGACCUCUGUUCCCAUGACGACCACACAUCCCCCCCCUCCCCCUCAGAACCACACAGUCCGAUUGACUGUUGCCUUGGAAACAUUCAAACCAAACAUCAUGCGGUGGCGGCCAUGAUGAAGAUGAUGAAGAAGAUGACGAUGAUGCAGGAAUAAGGGGCGGUCCAAAAACAACUGCCCGGAUUUAAACUACGUUUCCCAUGAUGCUCUCUGCUGGGGAGUGGCCUCUUGCUUUCUACUUUUUAACUGUUUCUUUUUCCUUUCCUUUUUCCUCCAGCAGUUGAACCUGUGGAGCCAUUCAGUGAUUACUGUUAUUACUAAGGUGGUUAUUCUUCUGUGAAAAAGAUAUAAAAGUCAAUUCCUGUUUUUUAUUUUGGGGGGUGCGGGUGGGAAAGGGGGGGGGGGUGCAGCAGGUCAUGUGGUUAGCUCACCGUGCUCAUAGCAUUAAGCUAACGGGAGUUUUAGCCGACCGUUACAGGAGAGUAAUGCUAAUAUUUGGAUAAAAUGCUAAUUCUUUGGGACGCACAAAACACUUUUUUUUGCGGAUAUUUUCCAACUCAUUUCAGCCCAUUGCCGAUGCCUAUAACGAGUCAAAUCAAGAACUUUGCUAAUGGCUUUAUCUCAGUUCCAGUAGCAAAUUAAAUGCAUUGUUCGGAGGGAAUGCUAGUAAUGCUAACACCCAGUUUGUGAUGUAUUAGCUUUAUUAGCAUUAUCUUCUAUAAGAAAUGACUGUGAACUUACUGGAUAGCUUGAGUUGACCUCGUUAGCGUUGCAGCUAUAUUUCAAAUAUUGUGAGGAAAAACUGUGUAUGCGGUGUUAGCACUACUAAUUAAAUGGUAGCUUGGCUAGUUUGCUCCGAGCUAGCAUGUGAGUGCGGAAAAGCUAAACAUGCUUUUUUGUAAACUUGAGCAUUUUGAUUCUAAAUUUAAGAACAGCUCAGGGUAAUUGGUUUGUUGUAAGGGGAUGCUAACAACAGAACUUAAAUAAUAAUAUCUGAGACCUAACUUGUUAGCGUAGCAGCGCGGUGAGCUGACUCUGGAUCUGCUGCUCAGGGCGGACAUGUUGCCUUCAGACAGCAGACUCACACUGGUCCAGUGUGUGUGUGUGUGUGUGUGUGUGUGUGUGUGAGAUUUUGUUUAAAUGUGAGUGUUUCUGUGUGUAUGUGAGUGUGUUUGAUGCAUAACAACUAUGAACCACGCCAUUUUCUGUGAUUAACUUUUUUGACCCAGUGGGAUGUGGGGGGGUUAUAGAGUAUUAUUAACCAUUAUUAUGACCUGAUCAUUAAUGUUAUUAACACGUCUGAUAGGGGAACACUGAGUGAUCUGUUUAACGUCCUUUAACUGAUGGGCAUUUGACGUUUGAAUACCCAUCCAUGGAGGACCAAACAUUACCGAAAAAAGUCGGUCCUUCAUACUCUUGCAUGCUAGCACUUAAGCAAACCCUGCGUUGUAGCCCAAAGUUAACAUGCUAAUUGAGUGCUGCCGCCAAAUGGAUGCAUUGGUUGCAUUUUCCUUUCAAAGUUUAAUCGAAUUGAGCAAAUUUUCAAGUUUUACAUUUGCUUGGUUUUCAUCGUCUGGGUAGCAGCGAAAAAACUCCGCUACUCAGAGCGUAGUUUGGUUAGGAGUUUGCGCAGUGACUCGGAUAGCCUAUUUCAAUGAUUCUCUUAUGUCAGCUAGUAUCAGCCAUUUUUUUCCACGUUAUUGGACUGCAAAGACUAGCUAAACCUGAACUUUUGCAAAUCCCAUUCAUGGCAUCAACCCCCUGAAAAAGCGUAAAAACGUUUUUGCGUAACUGAGCAAAUUUAAUAAAAUGUUGCUGUUUUAAAACAGCGAUGUUAAAGACUAAGAACAAAGAAACUUAGCUAAUGUUCCCAUCAGUUAAAGACCUUAAAACCUCAGUGUUACUCUUUAACGUUAUCACGGCUUUAGACUUACCGUAGGAGGUUGGGCUUAACGCAGAAGCCCCGCCCCCUCGUGCAUUGUAGGGGGCGUGGCCUGUGAAGCAGCCGCCACUGGAAGCCUUCUGAAUCCUUUGUUUGAAAUGUGAGAGUGGUCAUCUUACAGUGUGUCGGACCUCCGUGAGUACUGCUGCGCACAGUAUCGCGAGUACUCCUCAGUAUUCUGGUUCUCCUGCAGUACUUCAUGUAGCAUGUUGAUGUUUCCGUCAGGCUGAACCUCCAGAAGGGGCUGCCACAGUUUGCAUGCCGAGCAGAGGCUUCUAGAGAGACCUCUGUCUGCAGCCGGGGUGAUCCCAUGAGGAGUUUCUGUUUACCGUGCUAGCAGGACAGUCAGCAGUGUGAGGGCCGAACUUCAGGCAGACGUCUCUCGCUUCCAGAGUGACAGGCUGCGCUAGCGCUCGACAUUUCAUGCGACUUCUUGGGCUGUAAUUGUUUUAGUUUUCAUUUAAUGACAUUUGUCAGAUCCAAAGGUCUCAGUAUGCUUCAAGAGAACAACCUUUCAUGAACCAAAUGUAGGAAGAUGGUUUUUCUGCAUGGGAUGAUUUGGGAUUUAUUACCAAUGCUCAAUGGUAGUCUGCCAACACCUCGGGAGAGCCUGUUCUCUUUAGAGCAGUUAGAGUUCGGCUUUCUCUUGUUGUGUAAGGGUUGUUGCAUGCCAUUUGGAAAAUCACCAAACCUUACUGUGAGCAUACAGAGGCCUUAACGUCUGUGAUUAAUUGAGCCAUAUUUGUACCCCCUUUUUACAGCACUAGGCUAGCAGUUUCCCUCCGUUUCCACUCUGUGUGCUAAGCUAUAGGCUAAGCACACCCUGGACCUAUCUCUGAGACUAAACUGAACUGAAGUCGCCCUGAAUGACGAGCGCGAUCGCAGCUGAAUGCAAACUGAAAUCUAAAGAAGAAAUUAUUUUAAAUUACUGAAACAAACCUGCUUCUUUUUUCUCUGUAUGGCAUGAUGACCAGUGAAAUGUAAAAGGAUCCAGUUCAGCAUCGAGCAUCCGGUUAAAAAAAUCCCCGUUUUUAUUCUGCUGAAUCCUGGUCCCUUUUUUCAGCUGUUGUUGGAUUUUAAAAACUGUUAUGGAAAUUGAAAUCUGGACUGGUUUUGUUCCAGUGUGCAGAAACCCACAGCAGCAGCAGCAGCGGGGGGGAGAUAAAGGAGGGGAGGGCAGGGGGAGGGGGGUUAAAGCCAAAUGUAAAGUAAAAACUAAAAAGCCUUAAAUGAAUAAAAGUGGUGCAAUUUUGUAACAGCAACCUGUGAUGUGCAGUCAUUCUGGAUUAUUGUGCAUUUAUACAUAAAACAACACCUGUUUCUGUUUCAAAGCAACAUGA
Messenger RNA from Eleginops maclovinus (Patagonian blennie), 4114 nucleotides. Its product is annotated as ras-related protein Rap-1b. NCBI's taxonomy places the organism in Eukaryota, Metazoa, Chordata, Actinopteri, Perciformes, Eleginopidae. The transcript is spliced from 8 exons. Bases 153 to 707 code for a protein of 184 amino acids. Gene Ontology annotation, cellular component: plasma membrane. Gene Ontology annotation, molecular function: GTP binding; GTPase activity; GDP binding. Gene Ontology annotation, biological process: Rap protein signal transduction; cellular response to cAMP; negative regulation of synaptic vesicle exocytosis. The record is from RefSeq and is a predicted model, not a curated record.